Alternaria postmessia is the source of this 1647-nucleotide messenger RNA. RefSeq lists its product as uncharacterized. Bases 1 to 1647 code for a protein of 548 amino acids. The transcript has a single exon. The record is from RefSeq and is a predicted model, not a curated record. NCBI's taxonomy places the organism in Eukaryota, Fungi, Ascomycota, Dothideomycetes, Pleosporales, Pleosporaceae.
AUGGACAACGACCAGGAAGCGAAGGCAAUCGAGUGCCUCGACCGAGCUUACCUCAUGCUGCUUGAGCAACAUGUAGAGGGAGUUCAUACCCAACAGCUAUCGGCUUUCAACAUGGCACGAGUCGAAAUUCUGACGGACAAAGUUUCUGCUCUUGUUAAUCUGGGGCGAGCGGAGGAGGCCUUACAGAUAUUCAACGAAGCAAGAAGAGUCCAGGCCCUCCAGAGCAAAGAACCGUUCGAUGGCUAUAUGCUAGACGACAUAGCGUCGUUCGAGGAUGAAGAAAAUGCAUCGAAGCUGAUGGAGGUCCUUAAGAGUUGGACUGAUAAGGAGCGGAACACUUGGUUUGCCUAUUGUUUCGAAGAUGAGGUGCAGGAUGAUUCUGUGAUUAGUGUGCAAAGAGCAGCGAAGCUGACUGGACAGACUAACCUGCUACUCGAAUGGCUGACUGCUUCUGCCAGGGACCUUCCGCCGCAGAGCCUUCAUCUAUUCAAUCUCCGGGGGGCAAUUGCAUACAUCUAUUAUCCAGUCCUCGGGGAUAUCGACAGGGGCAAAUCGCUGCGGCAGGAAAUUCUGGCUAUGAAAACGAAACCGGAUCCUGAAUUCGAAGAAACCAUGAACGAGACAAAGACCCAACACCAGUUGCAGCUCGCAAACAUCCUUUUCUAUGAAUUUCAGAUGACCCCCGAUCCACUUCGAAAGGAAACCAUCAUGGAGACCCUGAGAGCACUGCCGAGUGCUCAUGGCGACAAUUACGACGAGCGGGAAUCCCAUGUCGGUAUGCUCUAUGCAAACAUGCUCCGAGUUAUAGGCCCUGCCAAAGACUAUCAGAAACACAUGGAUGAGCUCUUCAAGAAUUGCAUCGAUGGCCUUGAAGACAGUGUUUCCUGGAACGACUCGCCAAGUCUGCGACUACUAGCCAAGGUAUUAGCAUCAUUGGAUAGUCUCCAACGAGAUGCGAUGAUUGCUAUCAGUGCUCAAUUCUCCAUCUUGGAUCGCGCAAUACAUGAGGACAAUGCAGACGAUAUAGCAUCUGAAAGUUCGGAGGGUUUGGUCAACACGGGCGUUGCUGAGGCAGAUUGCGAUCAAGCGACUGCAGGGGAAGAAGAAAACCCUACAGCAAGCGACGAGACGUCAGAAAACAACCAGAGAGAUAAGUUGUCUGGAGUUGAUGAGGCAGAGUAUUCCGAUCGUAAAAUAGGGGAAGUGCUUGACCACUUGGGAGUUGCGGAUCGACCAGAGCCGACGAUAGAGGAGCCUGCCAAGCUUGACGAAGACCUUAGACAAGGGGCUAUAGGCUGUGAUGGGGAAUGCGGCAUGGAGACAUUGUCGUCGUGGACUCAACCGCUCUAUUACUGCAUGCUGUGUCCCAACACAGACAUAUGCGAAGGUUGCUAUUUCAAGCGCAUGAAGCAAACAAAAGGAGAGAUCGAAGAACCGUGGCUAAGCUUCUGUGGCGCGAACCAUCACUACAUCAAAGGCCCUAUGAAGGACUGGAAGGGUAUCAAGAAUGGUGUGAUCAGAGUCGGCGAAGAGGAGAUCGCGUUUAAGGAAUGGCUUCGGGGUCUGAAGGAGGAGCGAUGGCAGAAAGCUUGGGAGAUCUUCUGGACAAGGCAAAGUUGGUUGAAGGAUAUCGGAGUCGAGGAAUGA